AAAUACAUGUUUAAAGCAGUUUCAAAUCAACUUCUGCUCAAGACAGUUCAAGUUCAGUGGAGGAACGAGCAACACCACAUCGUCAUCAUUCAUGCUGUGAAUCUGUGAGUGGCGAUGGCGUCUGUUAAAGAGCAGCUUCUGAACUCGCUGAAGGACCUGACAGAAGAUCAUCUAAAGGAGUUUCAGUGGACCUUAGAAAAUGAUCAUGAGUGUAUAUCAAAGUCUGAAAUGGAGAAUGCAGAUAGGUUGAAAACUGUGGAUAAGAUGGUGGAGUGUUUCGGGCCAGAAGAAGCAGUGAAGAUCACAGUGGAGAUCCUGAGGAAGAUAACCCAGAAUGAUCUCGCUGAGCAGCUGGAGAACAAAUGCAAGCAAGGCUCAGCUGAAGAUAACAGACAAGCUACUCUUCAUGAUUACACAGAGACCAGCUGCAGACUGAAAGACAAAUUAAAACUGGACUACAGGCGGAUAUUGGUUGGUAAUUCACAGACGGGUCAUCAGAAAAACCUGAACGAUAUCUACACUGAUUUAUAUGUGGUGGAGAAUGAGACUGGAGGAAGAGUGAACGAGCACGAGGUGAUACAGAUCGACUCUCACAACCGACCGACUGCCAAGGAGACUCAAGUCAAAUGUAAUGACAUGUUUAAACAAAACUCAAAGGUACUGACGAUGGGGAUCGCAGGGGUGGGAAAAACUGUCUCUGUCUAUAAAUUCAUCCUCGACUGGGUUGAUGGAAAAGAAAAUCAGGAUAUAACCUUAAUUUUUCCUCUUCCAUUCCGUGAGCUAAACCUGAUUACAGAGAACUGCAGCCUCAUGGAAAUGCUGCACGAACACUUCUUUAGUGAUCCUAAAGAACUGCCCUCUCUUCCUAAAGGUGACAGGAAGGUCUUGUUCAUUUUUGAUGGACUGGAUGAAUGGCGCUUCCCUUUGAGCUUUACAGAUGGUGGCAGAUUUACAGAUGUUCACAAAAAAACAACAGUGAGUAAGAUAGUUACAAGUCUUAUAAAGAGACAUCUGGUUCCCUCUGCUCUCAUCUGGAUCACUUCCAGACCAGCAGCAGCCAGUCUGAUACCCCGAAGAUACAUUGAUCAGCUGACAGAGGUGCGAGGAUUUAACGAUGAGCAGAAAGAGCAAUACUUCAUCAAAAACAGCAUUUCUGAGGUUGCUCGAAAUAUCAUCAGUCACAUCAAGAAAUUCAGGAGUCUGUACAUCAUGUGCCAUAUCCCCGUCUUCUGCUGGAUCUCUCUCACUGUUCUUCAGACUCAAAAGACCAAUGACAAAACUCCCACAACUCUCACAGGGAUGUACAUAAGCUUCUUAAUUUCUCAGAUGCAAAAGAUGGAAGAAAAAUACUGUGAUGUGCCAAAACCUAAAGCCAAAGUCAGGUCUUUUGAUGAGAUUAUUCUGAAGCUUGGCAAACUGGCCUUUCAACAGCUGGAGAAAGGUCAACUGAUUUUCUACAAAGAAGAUCUUGAGAAGUGUGGACUCGAUGUCAGUGAAGGGUCAGUGUUCUCUGGGUUAUGCACUCAGAUCUUUCAGAAGGAAAAGGUUUCAGCCAGAAGUGUUUACAGCUUCGUACAUCUCAGCGUACAAGAAUUCCUUGCAGCUCUUUAUGUGUUUUUUAACAACAAAGACAAGAAAGCAAACCCAUUUUUUCCAUUCUGGCAAAAAAUGACAGAGAAACUCUCCAAAAAGUCACUGUUUCAGCUUCAUAAGGCUGCAAUCAACAAGGCUUUAGAAAGCAAGAACGGACACCUGGACCUUUUCCUUCGGUUUCUCCUGGGUCUCUCACUGGAGUCCAAUCAGAGUGACCUGAAGGAACUACUGCCAGGACUGGAACUCAAAUCAGAGAACGUUAAAGACACUGUUGACUAUAUCAAAAAGAAAAUAGAAAAGGAGAAAUCAGUAGAGAGGACCAUCAAUCUCUUCUACUGUCUGAGUGAACUGAAAGAUGACCUUGAGGGGGAAAUCCAGAAAUACCUGAGCUCAGGAAAUCUUUCAGCACAGAAUCUCUCCUCUGCUCAGUGGUCUGGUCUGGUGUUUGUGCUCCUGAUGUCAGAAGAGGCUCAAGAGAUGUUUGAACUGCAGAAAUACAGAAAAUCUGAUGAAGCAGUGAUGAGACUACUGCCAGUAAUCAAAAACACCAGAAGAGCACUGCUACAUAGCUGCAAUCUCACUGCUCAGUGUUGUAAGAGUUUGUCUUCAGUUCUUCAAACCUCAAACUCCUUCCUAAGAGAGCUGGACCUGAGUAACAAUGACCUGCAGGAUUCAGGAGUGAAGCUUCUUUCUGAUGGACUGAAGAGCCCAGACUGUCAGCUGGAGAUACUGCGGCUACAUAGCUGCAAUCUCACUGCUCAGUGUUGUGAGAGUUUGUCUUCAGUUCUUCAAUCCUCAAACUCCUUCCUAAGAGAGCUGGACCUGAAUACAAAUGACCUGCAGGAUUCAGGAGUGAAGCUUCUUUCUGAUGGACUGAAGACCCCAGACUGUCAGCUGGAGAUACUGCGGUUACAUCACUGUAAACUCACUGUUCAAACUUGUGAGAGUUUAUCAUCAGUUCUUCAAUCCUCAAACACCGUCCUGAGAGAGCUGGACCUGAGUGACAAUGACCUGCAGGAUUCAGGAGUGAAGCUGCUUUCUGAUGGACUGAAGAGUCCAAACUGUCAGCUACAGAUACUGAGGUUACUUGGCUGUAAUCUGACCAUUCAAUCUUGUGAGAGUUUGUCUUCAGUUCUUCAAUCCUCAAACGUCCUGAGAGAGAUGGACCUGAGUAACAAUGACCUGCAGGAUUCAGGAGUGAAGCUGCUUUCUGAUGGACUGAAGAGCCCAAACUGUCAGCUACAGAUACUGAGGUUACAUCACAGUGAUCUCACCGUUCAAUCUUGUGAGAGUUUGUCUUCAGUUCUUCAAUCCUCAAACGUCCUGAGAGAGCUGGACCUGAGUAACAAUGACCUGCAGGAUUCAGGAGUGAAGCUGCUUUCUGAUGGACUGAAGAGUUCAAACUGUCAGCUACAGAUACUGAGAUUUUUCACUUGUAAUUUCACUGCUCAGUCCUGUGAGAGUUUGUCUUCAGUUCUGCAAUCCUCAAACACCGUCCUGAGAGAGCUGGACCUGAGUAACAAUGACCUGCAGGAUUCAGGAGUGAAGCUGCUUUCUAAUGGACUGAAGAGUUCAAACUGUCAGCUACAGAAACUGAGAUUUUUCACUUGUAAUUUCACUGCUCAGUCCUGUGGGAGUUUGUCUUCAGUUCUUCAAUCCUCAAACACCGUCCUGAGAGAGCUGGACCUGAGUAACAAUGACCUGCAGGAUUCAGGAGUGAAGCUUCUUUCUGAUGGACUGAAGAGCCCAAACUGUCAGCUACAGAUACUGAGAUGUGCCAUGUGUAAUUUCACUGCUCAGUCGUGUGAGAGUUUAUCAUCAGUUCUUCAAUCCUCAAACACUGUCCUGAGAGAGCUGGACCUGAGUAACAAUGACCUGCAGGAUUCUGGAGUGAAGGUGCUUUCUGAUGGACUGAAGAGCCCAAACUGUCAGCUACAGAUACUGAGGUUACUUGGCUGUAAUCUGACCAUUCAAUCUUGUGGGAGUUUAUCUUCAGUUCUUCAAUCCUCAAAAGUCCUGAGAGAGCUGGACCUGAGUAACAAUGGCCUGCAGGAUUCAGGAGUGAAGCUGCUUUCUGAUGGACUGAAGAGCCCAAACUGUCAGCUACAGAUACUGAGAUGUGCCAUGUGUAAUUUCACUGCUCAGUCUUGUUGGAGUUUAUCUUCAGUUCUUCAAUCCUCAAACGUCCUGAGAGAGCUGGACCUGAGUAACAAUGACCUGCAGGAUUCUGGAGUGAAGCUGCUUUCUGAUGGACUGAAGAGCCCAAACUGUCAGCUACAGAUACUGAGAUUGUCUGGCUGUAUGGUGACAGAGGAAGGCUGUGGUUAUGUGUCUUCAGCUCUGAGUUCAAACCCCUCACACCUGAGAGAGCUGGAUCUGAGCUACAACCACCCAGGAGAUUCAGGAGUCAAGCUGCUCUCUGAUAAACUCAAGGAUCCAAACUACAGACUGGAAAAACUCAAUGUGGAUCAUGGAGGAGAGAUCAGGAUUACAGCAGGACUACACAAAUAUCUUCUUCCGCUCACUCUGGAUCUGAACACUGUGUGUGAUCGCCUCUGUCUGUCUGAGGAGAACAGAGAGAUUACUAACACACACAUUACUGUGUUUUUUGGCACUGGCACUGACACACUCCAGCCGUAUCCUGAUCAUCCAGACAGAUUUGAUGAUGUGUCUCAGGUGUUGUGUAGAGAGAGUGUGUGUGGACGCUGUUACUGGGAGAUUGAGUGGAGUGGGAGAGGUGUGUUUAUAUCAGUGUCAUAUAAGAGCAUCAGUAGGAAGGGAGAGGGUCAUGAGUGUGUGUUUGGAUAUAAUGAUCAGUCCUGGAGUUUGAACUGCUCUCCCUACAGUUACUCAUUCAUACACAAUAACAGACAGACUGAUCUCACUGUAAAGCCCAUCAGCAGGAGAACAGAAGAGUGUGUGUGUUACAGGAGAAUAGGAGUGUAUGUGGAUCCCAGUGCAGGAACUCUGUCCUUCUACAGCGUCUCUGACACAACGAGCCUCAUACACACAGUCCAGACCACAUUCACACACACACUCUAUCCUGGGUUUGGGGUUUGGUCUGGAUCAUCAGUGAAACUUUGUUGAAGAGUGAGAACAGACUGUACCCAUAAUGCUUUGGGUGCCGCAUGAUAAAGCAGUCAGAGUGAGAUGUUGUUGCGUCUCUUAUUGUCUCUUGAUUCCAGUAAUAACAGCUGACCUGCUGUCAGUGAAAUAAAGAGAAAGCCAGAAGAACAGGCAGUGACACACAGAGAAGAGAGAGGAAAUAUGAGACACAAUGAGACUCACUGCAAACAUGUCUGAUGAUACGAGCCAAUCCAAGACUUUCACUUUCAGACAUUCAUAGAUGUGUGUGUUAGGCUCCUCCCCUUCACUUCUGGAUCCAGUUUAAAACACCAUUACUUUGCUCUGGGUGAUGUGUGUAUUAUUACAGACGGCUCUGUUGAUAUAUAGUGUGUGUACUGGACUAAACCUGUUAGUGGCUGUUCUUCUUUUAUUAUUAGUUCUGCUUUAUCUUUUGAUUGUUCGUCUCUGUUGUUGUACAAAUUCAAGAAAUAAAACACUCUGAAAGAUCAUCUCAAAACACAGAGAUGAGAAAGUUACAAGCAACAAUUAAAGUCAAGUGUGUGUGUGUGUGUGUGUGUGUGUGUGUGUGUGUGUGUGUGUGUGUGUGUGUGAUGGCUGGGAAGGUGAAGUGGGUGACGGACAUGGAGAAAUCGGUGCUGAUCAAUAACUUUGAGAAGAGAGGAUGGAUCCAGGUGACGGACAGCGACGACUGGAACUUCUACUGGCAAGAGCUCGUUUCAUUUCAUCCGUUCACACUGACACUGCAAAGCUGAAGUACACACUGAAGCACUUGAUCAGAUCAGUGCUAGGGCUGAAUCCAGUUUCACACACACACUACUGGUGUUCAGAUGAACUGUUUGAGCCGUUCACGGUGGACUGUGGUCGUACGACUGUGUCCUGAGGGAAAUACUACUGUGCUGUAUGAGUGGGGGAUUCACACUUAAACUUGCUUUAAAUAUUUCACAGAUGUUUUCAGACAUUACAAACAAAGUCUGGAGGAUUCAUGAACAUUACUUUAAUAACAUUUACUUACAAUUUAAGACUUUUUUAAACAUAAUUUCCAAAACCUGUCCUAAAAAAUCUCAUUAACGCAACAGUCUGAAAACAUCAACACUGUUAGAAUAGCAAACAUUUUCACAUAUCUUUAAAAAUGGGUUAUUAACAGUCAUGCACAUUUACUUAACUCUGAAAUAAUAUUUAUUUUUAAAUUAAGUUUUUUUGUGUGAUUUCUCUCAUUUCCUGCAACACCUUGCUCCUACAAUUUACAAUCUACAAUUUUUAUAUAAUUCAAUGGAAAUAUAUUUUCACAAUGAUAUGACCUGAAAGAUCAUAAUGUCACAGUCCUCCGUCUGCACCAGUCUGUCUUGUCAUCAGCACUACACUUCCCAGGAUCCUCUUGUCUCCACUCCUGAACUCACUCCCUCAUCAGCCACCUGUUCCUCGUCUUUAUCAUCUGUGUCACCUGUUCUCACCUCAUUAUUUCUGAUUCCUGCUUGUAUUUAGUUCUCCCUCAUUCAGUCAGUCUUUGUCGGUCAAUGUUUGAUGUUAGCCUGUGUGGUGCCCGUAUUCCUGUCUUCCAGCCUGUGUUUUGUAUAUUUAAAGUAAUCUUUACCGAUAUUCCGGACUCCUCGUUCCUCUGCCUGAACCACACCCUGACACAUAAUGUGUAGAUUCUGUGCAUACAUUUAUAACCAAACUAAUAUUUUUGUAUUAAUUAAA
This is a messenger RNA of Pimephales promelas (fathead minnow), 6378 nucleotides long. Lineage: Eukaryota; Metazoa; Chordata; Actinopteri; Cypriniformes; Leuciscidae. The record is from RefSeq and is a predicted model, not a curated record.